AUGGCGGCUGCAGCCCUGGCGGCCACUGCCCUGCUCCUUGCGGGAGCCCUGCUGCCGUCCGCGGGGAAGAACGCCCAGCGAAGACUGAGAAACGGGAGCAGGUGCUACCACCACUCGGAGUGCUACAGCGACUGCUGCCUCGUGGACUGGGACUUCGGGGGGGCCUUCUGCGCGGCCAAGGGCGGCAUGGCCACCGUGUGCCUGCCCCAGACCAACGGAGCCGUCAACAUUAUGUGUCCGUGCCGCACAGGCUUGACCUGCUCUACCAAGGACCUGAUGUGCCCCCACCGGUGCUACCUGAUAUAG
Messenger RNA from Dipodomys ordii (Ord's kangaroo rat), 306 nucleotides. RefSeq names its product colipase-like 2 (gene Clpsl2). Gene Ontology annotation, biological process: response to food; digestion; lipid catabolic process. The coding region runs from base 1 to 306 and encodes 101 amino acids. Gene Ontology annotation, molecular function: enzyme activator activity. The transcript is spliced from 3 exons. Lineage: Eukaryota; Metazoa; Chordata; Mammalia; Rodentia; Heteromyidae. Gene Ontology annotation, cellular component: extracellular region. The record is from RefSeq and is a predicted model, not a curated record.